AUGCGAUCCGGGUAGCAAGGCCAUCACCCAUCCUGCUCAAUUGACCAGUCCCACAUCACCGAUUGCAACCAUCAGAUCCGCACGACUACGACUGCGCCUGAACACCCCAACAAUAUUAUUACAGCUGCCGCACGACGCACCGAGAGGCGCAGAUUGAGAAAGAGGCUCUCCCGGUUGCUCGGCUUCCGCCCAGACGAACCUUUGACAUUGCAUCCGAGAGCCACGGCGCACGCUUCAGACUUCUUCCAACGCUCAUUACACUGCCAUUCUGCAUGGUUUCAUGGACCCCGCCACCGACCUGGAGGCCCGCAGCACUGGCAAUGGCACUGGCCAUGGUGAUGGUGUAGGCGGAGCCAGCAAUGGCUCAGGCAUCAAGCUCACGACUGCUACGAAUGCCACGAAUGCCGUCGGGACAGCUGCCAAUGGCCCGCCGAGCUCUGACGACGACGCCGCGCACGACGACUCGGACACGUGGGCAUCUGCCGUUACCAGUCCGGCCUCGAUAACUUCGCCCCCAUAUUGGACGAACAGCCACUCCCACCAAAGGUCCAUAUCCAACAUGUCGGCCGAGUCGGUCCUGCCAGCAGGCGCCAUCACCAUGCAGGAUCACGAGGUCAGCGACCCCGACCAUCACAACAAGGCUUGUUGGGCGAAGAGCGUCGAGAUUGUUGAUCACGUCGUCAUCAACGGCAGCGCGACCAACAUCGGUGCCUUUGUGGUUUGGAAUAUCAAGGUCGAGACGCUGCGGGUCAGUUGUCCCUCCCCUUUCUGUAGCAGACGGAUGGCGUGUGAUGGUGUGCUGACUGGAAAUCGCCCACUUCUCCAGGGAAGUUAUAUGAAUAUCCGCAAGCGCUACUCCGAAUUCGACGAUCUGAGGGAGAAGCUGAUGAUGACAUUUCCACACUUUGAGGCUGCCGUCCCGCCUCUCCCGCCGAAAAGUGUGAUAUCAAAGUUCAGACCCAAGUUCCUCGACAAGCGGCGGCAGGGCCUCCAAUACUUCCUCAAGUAUGUUCAGCCCAGCCCCCUCUCUGACGCUCGCAGCCAGCAGUACACGUCGUGAAAACGAUGGCUAACUGCCGUAGCUGUAUUAUGCUCAAUCCCGAGUUUUCUGGGUCUCCGGUGCUCAAGGAUUUUCUCUUCUCGUGACACAACAUAUUGGAAUAGCGUACAUAUAACCUCAAGUUUCAUCCGACACAGGUUGUCGGAGCGGAUUGAACAUAGGAAGCACUGCUAUCACAAUACGAUAAUGAUAAUGUUUUGGAUGGCC
Molecule: messenger RNA, 1267 nt
Organism: Verticillium dahliae VdLs.17
Lineage: Eukaryota; Fungi; Ascomycota; Sordariomycetes; Glomerellales; Plectosphaerellaceae
Product: PX domain-containing protein
Exons: 1
Coding region: 281-1060 (259 amino acids)
Molecular function (GO): phosphatidylinositol-3-phosphate binding
Source: RefSeq, a predicted model, not a curated record